AUGACCCAGCGAUCCUCGGUGACCAUCAAGUCUGGGGGCACCCGGAAUUUCAGUGCCUCCUCAGCUAGCCUCCUUCCUGGCUGUCGGCCUGGUUUCAGUUCUGUCUCCGUGUCCCAGAGUGGGAAGAGUUUUGGAGGCAGCAUAGGGGGUGGUUUUGGAACGAGAAGCCUGCACAGCUUUGGGGGUAACAAGAGAAUCUCCAUUGGUGGGGCCUACCGCUCCAGCCGAGCCAGCUUUGGAGGUGCUGCCUGUGGUCUGGGUGUCAGCGGCAUAGGAUACAGAGUUGGAGGAGCCUAUGGCGGGUAUGGAUUUGGAGGCGGGAUGGCCCCUGGAGCUGGAGGCAUCCAUGAAGUCACUGUCAACCAGAGUCUCCUUACACCCCUGCACCUGGAGAUUGAUCCAUCUCUCCAGCGAGUUCGAAAGGAGGAGAGGGAGCAGAUCAAGACCCUCAACAACAAGUUCGCCUCCUUCAUAGACAAGGUACGGUUCCUGGAGCAACAAAACAAAGUCUUAGAGACCAAAUGGAGUCUCCUCCAAGAGCACAAAACAACCAGGACCAAUCUAGAGCCCAUGUUCGAAGCCUACAUCACCAAUCUGAAGCGCCAGCUGGAGUGCCUGGGAGGGGAGCGGGGCAGGCUGGAGACAGAGCUGAAGAACAUGCAGGACGUGGUCGAGGACUUCAAGAACAAGUAUGAAGAGGAAAUCCACAGACGCACAGCGGCAGAGAAUGAGUUUGUGGUACUCAAAAAAGAUGUGGACGCUGCUUACAUGAACAAGGUGGAGCUAGAGGCCAAGGUGGAUGCCCUGAUGGACGAGAUCAACUUCCUGAGAGCUUUCUAUGAGGCGGAGCUGGCUCAGCUUCAGGCUCAAAUCUCUGAGACCUCUGUGGUGCUGUCCAUGGACAACAACCGCAGCCUGGACCUGGACAGCAUCAUCGCUGAGGUCAAGGCCCAGUACGAGGACAUCGCCAACCGCAGCCGGGCAGAGGCUGAGUCCUGGUACCAGACCAAGUAUGAGGAGCUGCAGCGGUCUGCUGGCCAGCGUGGGGAUGACCUCCGUACUACUAAGAUGGAGAUCUCUGAGCUGAACCGGGCCAUGCAGAGGUUGCGUUCUGAGAUUGAUAACCUGAAGAAGCAGUGUGCCACACUCCAGGCUUCCAUUGCCGAUGCCGAGCAGCGUGGAGAGCUGGCUCUCAAAGAUGCCAAGAACAAGCUGGCUGAGCUGGAGGACGCCCUGCAGAAGGCCAAGCAGGACAUGGCCCGUCAGCUUCGCGAGUACCAGGAGCUCAUGAAUGUCAAGCUGGCGCUGGACAUAGAGAUCGCCACUUACCGAAAGCUGUUGGAGGGCGAGGAGUGCAGGCUCACUGGAGAAGGUGUUGGUGCCGUGAACAUCUCCGUGGUCUCUUCCUCCGGGGGCACAGGCUACAGUGGAGGCGGUGGCCUGUGCAUGAGUGGCAGCGGCUAUAGCGGAAGCGGCUACAGUGGGAGUGGCCUCUGCUACGGAGGCGGAGGCAGCGGAGGUUUUAGCUCCACCAGUGGUCGCAGUGUGAGCGGCAGCAGCUCAAGCAUGCGAAUUGUCUCUAAGACAUCAUCCACCAAGAAGAGUUACAGGAGCUAAAGUACCACCCACUUUGGCACUGUCCCCAGGCCCCCAGAUCCCCAGCACUAAGGCCUGAUGCUUAACCCACGCCCACAGUCCCCAGCAAGAGGCACGGAUACCAAGUGGCCUGUGAGUUUUAAAGUUAUCAUCCUUCUGCCUCCAGGCAGGUCUCCACAGAGAUACCCCACCCAUGCUUGAUCUCAAAGUCCUCCUUUACCCACACAGACUCAACUGCUGUAGGCUAUACCUUUCCCCUUAAGCAGUGUGGGGGAGGCGGGGUGCAGAAAGUCCUUCUCAAUCUGCUUGGACCCUGCAACCACACGAGGCUCUUAGUCCUUCAUGGGAACUUUAAACUUGACCUUGGUGGCCCAAAGUCACCUUUCUUUGAUUCCCAGUUUCUGAGUGACUCUGAGCUAUGAUAACUAUCCAUCCCUUGUCCUGGCGAAAAGAAGACUCUCCAAUCCCUCAGGAAGAGCCAGUCAGGAAGCUGGAAGAGAAAGGCAGAUCUCUGCUGCUUGUUCUUGCUCUAGGGACACUGGGAUGCUCCUGGUUGCACAGAGGGAGUGUGAGGUUAUAGGAAGGAAUUGCACAGAGGGUUUUGGUCUUCACAGUGGUUUCGUCUAAAGGGUUGUGAGUUCCGCUAUGAGUUCAAGACCAAAAUACCAAAGACAAUUGGUCCGUCUGCCACUGUGCCGUGUGGAAAAGAAAGUUCAUAGCUUCGGAGUAGCAGCCACACCUCCCAAGCUGUCCGCUCCUCUUACUCGUGCCUAUUUCCUAGAACUGCUGCAAUAAACCGUCACCAAGCACC
Messenger RNA from Arvicanthis niloticus (Nile rat), 2407 nucleotides. Its product is annotated as keratin, type II cytoskeletal 75-like. The record is from RefSeq and is a predicted model, not a curated record. Gene Ontology annotation, biological process: intermediate filament organization; keratinization. Gene Ontology annotation, cellular component: keratin filament. Gene Ontology annotation, molecular function: structural constituent of skin epidermis. NCBI's taxonomy places the organism in Eukaryota, Metazoa, Chordata, Mammalia, Rodentia, Muridae.